Lepus europaeus (European hare) is the source of this 726-nucleotide messenger RNA. RefSeq names its product ubiquitin-conjugating enzyme E2 variant 2-like. Gene Ontology annotation, biological process: DNA damage tolerance; protein K63-linked ubiquitination. NCBI's taxonomy places the organism in Eukaryota, Metazoa, Chordata, Mammalia, Lagomorpha, Leporidae. Bases 11 to 448 code for a protein of 145 amino acids. Gene Ontology annotation, cellular component: nucleus. The transcript has a single exon. The record is from RefSeq and is a predicted model, not a curated record.
GCAGGAGAAGAUGGCGGUCUCCACAGGAGUUAAAGUUCCUCGUAAUUUUUGCUUGUUGGAAGAACUUGAAGAAGGACAAAAAGGAGUAGGCGAUGGUGCGGUUAGCUGGGGCCUUGAAGAUGAUGAAGAUAUGACACUUACAAGGUGGACAGGCAUGAUUAUUGGGCCACCAAGGACAAAUUAUGAGAACAGAAUAUAUAGCCUGAAAGUAGAAUGUGGACCUAAAUACCCAGAAGCUCCUCCAUCAGUUAGAUUUGUAAGAGAAAUUAAUAUGAAUGGGAUAAAUAACUCCAGUGGAAUGGUGGAUGCACGGAGCAUACCAGUAUUAGCAAAAUGGCAAAAUUCAUAUAGCAUUAAAGUUGUACUUCAAGAGCUAAGACAUCUAAUGAUGUCCAAAGAAAAUAUGAAGCUUCCACAGCCACCAGAAGGACAAACAUACAACAAUUAAUUUUAAUGGAUCUCAAACUUGUCUUAAAUCAACAACCUUCUACUCAUAGUAAUGUCUUGAUUAAAUAUCACAAUGCAGAAUACCCACACAUUCAGUAAAGAAUUCCAGCUGGUAUAUGUGACCCGUACAUUUGUAAUAUAUUUAAUAUAUGUACACCCAUUAUGUUUUCAGGUAACGGGAGGAAAAAUGCAGCACAAUUUUUCUUUCUCUUGUUGAGGCACUGUCAUUUAAACAUAAACCUGGAGUGCUCCAAGUAGGAUUCGGGUUUACAAGAUGCA